This is a messenger RNA of Plutella xylostella (diamondback moth), 1587 nucleotides long. Its product is annotated as methionine synthase reductase. Lineage: Eukaryota; Metazoa; Arthropoda; Insecta; Lepidoptera; Plutellidae. Gene Ontology annotation, cellular component: cytosol. The record is from RefSeq and is a predicted model, not a curated record. Gene Ontology annotation, molecular function: [methionine synthase] reductase (NADPH) activity; FMN binding; flavin adenine dinucleotide binding. Gene Ontology annotation, biological process: homocysteine metabolic process.
GUCAAAAUCAGUGUCACAAAAGUAAACAAAAACACGAGGGACGAGUAGAACACGAAAAAGCACAAUAUUGCAUAUUGUAAUUUAUAUCAAAUUAAAUAUGUGGGAUCUUUUAAGUAUUUCAUCACAAUUCGCCAAGCUUGAUUUGCCACCCUACAAAGAAUAUGGCUUGACGAUAAAAUAUCUACAUUCCACUGCAACUAAACCUGCAACAGUUUAUGGAGGAAAAGAGCCAAUUUUGCCUUUUGCUGAAAGUGAGUUGGUUCAGGCUGAAAUAGCUACAUGGAAGAGGCUGUCUGCUGAAAGUGGAGACUGCAAAGCUGUAUAUGAGGUUACUUUGGAUACAAAGGACAGAAACUUAAAAUUCAGGCCUGGGGACACUAUAGGUGUUUUACCACAAAAUACAGCUACAGAAGUCGACUUUUUACUGGAGCAUUUAGAAUUGACCUCCAAGGCUGAUGUUCAGUAUGAGUUGACCGUAGACAAAGCAGUGAAGGGAGCUAAGAUACCCCCCCACAUUCCCGUACAGUCUUCACUGAGGCAUGUCUUAACACACUGUGUGGAUGUUAGAGGAGUUGUAAAGAAGUUGUUCCUGCUAGCUCUAUCAAAACACACAGAAAAUGACAAUGAAAAGAAAGUAUUGCAAUAUCUCUGCAGCAAAGAUGGCUCAGCAGCUUACAACUCUCACAUAUUGCACAAGAACACAUGCCUAAUUGACUUACUGCAAACAUUCAAGACUUGCCGGCCACCAAUAGAAGUCAUCCUAGCCAAUGUUGGGAGGCUACUGCCAAGACCCUACUCAAUAGUGAACAGACAAACUGACAAAAGUAUGUUGAAAAUAUGCUUUUCAGUCAUACAACUAGAGAACAAUAGAAAAGGCUUAACAUCAGGAGGUCUAGAAAGUAUGAUUUUAAAGAACAGUAGUAUUGAAGAAGGACUGAAAAAUCUCAGCUUGAAUGAAGGUGGAUUCGGCCGAGUUUCAAUAUAUCUGAGAAAGAAUAUGAAUGGAUUUGCAUUGCCAGAAGAUCCUGAGAAGCCACUUCUUCUGAUUGGGCCUGGCACUGGUGUGGCACCUUUUAUAGGGUUUCUUGAAGAAAGGCAAGCACAGAAAGAAGAAAAGUCAACCUUAAAGUUAGGGGAUGUAUGGUUGUUUUUCGGAUGUAGAAAUCCGAAAUUAGAUUUCUUGUACGAACAUGAAUUGAAUGAGUUUGUUGAAAAAGGUUGUCUGACGAGACUCAGUACUGCAUUUUCGAGAAUAGAAAAUGAUGGAGUCAAAUAUGUUCAGCAUGCAAUAACAAGAGACGGUAAAGACAUAGCAAAGUUUAUAAAAAACGCGCACAUAUUUGUUUGUGGCGAUCUCAAGAGCAUGGCGUCCCAGGUUCGAGACUCGAUAAGGCAAUGCCUCGUACUUCACGAUGGCAACACUGACGAAGAGGCCGACAGAUUUAUCACACAAAUGGAGAAAGACAAGAGAUAUAUUGUUGAUAUAUGGAGCUGAGAAAAAUGUAAAUUAUAGCAAAUAUUAGUUUAUUAUACAAAUGUAUAAUGGAAUUUGGUAUGCUACAUUUUUAAUACAUACCCAAUCACCCA